AUGAUGCGGGUAUUUGAUAAGGGCGAGUUCCACCGCACUGGGACAGAAGAGGGCAUCGCCGCCACUCAACGGCGACGAGGCGGCAUAUCUCUUAGCGUCGCCGCUCACAUGUACCGUGCGCGCGACAGUGUCCGCAGCAACGGUGACACUGGGUCUCAGUCAAGUUGGAUCCCUCUGGGGGCCUCGUGGGCGUAUCGACGGGUCUCGGUACAAAAGGGAAACGGCCUCGGUGCCCUGCUUAAAGAAGUUGACUUUCCGUGCUGCGGUGGUAUUUGA
Molecule: messenger RNA, 276 nt
Organism: Clonostachys byssicola
Lineage: Eukaryota; Fungi; Ascomycota; Sordariomycetes; Hypocreales; Bionectriaceae
Source: the annotation of a GenBank genome assembly